CUCCAGAGCGGUCCCCUGCCGUCAAACCUGCUGCGAGCGCGAGGAGGAGUCAACAGGUCCGUGUUCUCGCCUCACACACCCUCUCGCGCCAAACGAGCCGAGCGCUGACCCGCUGACCCACGUCCCCCGCCAGCAUCCUCGCGCGCCGCGAGACACGCUUUCCGCAGGAGCCCCCCGGAGAAAGAGCGUGCGUGCGUGCGCGUGCGUGCGCGCGCGGCCACAAAGCCCAGAAGAGGACGGCACACGGCAAAAAAACGCACCAUGUCCACUGGGAAAAAUGCACCUGCUACAGAAAACUCCAGACAGUUGUCCCUACAGGCCUGUCUGGAUGAAUGCAUGGAGGCCUUGGAUCUGUUCCUCAACAACCACUUCAACGAGAGUUUGGACAAACUCCGGCCACGGUCUAAGGAGAGCAUGUAUCACGCUCUGAUCUAUGCCACAGUGUUAGAGAUGCAGGCCAUGAUGACCUUCCAACACGACGACAUAGUGCAUGCUGGGAACACGAUGAAGAGCGCUCAGGAGGUGUGCCAGAGGUUCCGUAGGAAGUCAGGUGGUCUCGGGAGCCGGGGAGCAAAUGAUGACCUUUCAGAAGAGCAGCUCCACGCCGAAGUGUGUUACGCCGAGUGUUUACUACACAGAGCCGCUCUCACGUUCCUACAGGAUGAGAAUAUGGUCAGUUUUAUUAAAGGAGGGAUCAAAGUACGGAACAGUUACCUCAUAUACAAAGAGCUCAACGGCUUCGUCCAAUCAGACGCGGCUUUCAAAGGACCGAACCAUAAGCACUUGGAGGGCGGGGUCUCUUUCGGAAUCGGGGCUUUCAAUUUGACUCUUUCGCUGUUUCCCGCCCGGUUACUCAAGUUGCUCGAGUUUGCCGGCUUUUCUGGAGAUAAGGACUUUGGCAUCUCUCAGCUGUACACGGGGGCCACCUCACACACCCUGCGCUCCAUGCUGUGCGCCCUCCUCCUGCUCUGCUUCUACACCUUCCUCUCCUUUAUUUUAGGUACUGGAGAGGGUGAAGUGGAGGAGGCGGAGCGACUCUUGAAGCCGUUUCGACUGCGAUACCCCCGUGGAGCGAUUUUCCUCUUCUUUGCAGGUCGAGCGGAAGAAAUAAAGGGCAACAUUGAUGAGGCGGUGGCGCUCUUUGAGGACGGCUGUAAGGCCCAGCAGGCCUGGAAACAGUUUCAUCACAUGUGCUACUGGGAGCUGAUGUGGUGCUUCACCUUUAAGAGGCACUGGAAGAUGGCCUACUUCUACGCAGACCUGCUCAGCCAGGAGAGCCGCUGGUCUAAGGCCAUGUACGUGUACAUGAAGGCGGCUUAUCUCAGCAUGCUUCCCGAUACAGAGUCCCGGCCGUUCGGGGAUAAUGAAGUGGAUCUUUUCAGACAGGUGCCAACACACAAACAGAAGAUAGCCGGUAAAUCUCCACCCACGGAGAAGUUUGCCAUCCGUAAGGCGAGGCGGUACAAAGCUAGCAAUCCAGUCAGGCUUCCCGUGCCUGUGCUCGAGAUGAUGUACAUGUGGAAUGGUUUCUCCAUGAUCAGCAAGCAGCCCGAGCUGACGGAGGGCAUGAUGGAGACGCUGUUAGAAGCGGAGCGCGCCCUACAGGCCGCUCCAGAGAACGAGUACUCCGUGGACGACACGUGUGUGAUCCUGCUCCUGAAAGGCCUGUGUCUGAAGAACCAAGGCCAGACGCAGGCGGCGGAGGACUGCUUCAGACAGGUUUACAGCAGUGAAAAGAAGCUGAAGUUCGACCAUUACCUGGUUCCCAACGCUCUGCUGGAGAUGAGCCUCUUGUACAUCGACACCGGGAGGAAAGAGCAAGCCGUACAGCUGCUGCAGAAAGCCAAGAAAAACUACAAGGAGUACUCAAUGGAGUCUCGCACGCAGUUCAGGGUCCACGCGGCCCUCUCCAAACUCAAAGCCGACACCAACGACCAGGAUGAAAUAACAACAUUGUGACGCGGCGUGGUUUCAUGCAGCGUCAACCGUUUAUUUGGGCAGACGCUAAAAACCUCACCUGUACGUUCUCCUCUCUCCAGGAGGCCAACUUGAUGUAUUUUAGUCAGAUAGUAAAUAGAUGAACGGAUAUUUCAAAUAUAAACCGGGGUUUGAGCUCCUUUUGUGUUCGAAUGUAUUAAAAUGUACAUUUUAGGGAGCAUUAGGAAUCAAUUUUUUUUUUUUUCCGUUCUCAAGUCCUGUACAGGUUUAAUAAGGGAAAAUGACUAGAAAACUGACAGUGUUUAAAAAGCGUUUUACACUAAGUCGUAGUGAUGAUUAAAACCUGUUGAUUAUUGUAAGGCCGAGUGUGGGGUGGAGUACUUUAUACGCCUUUCCUGAACGAAUCAAGAAAGUUUAUAAUAAUCAGACCGUCCUAACAGCAUCAUAAACAUUCAGCCGUCGAAUGCCGUGGUUAUCGUCAAAAGUUGAUAUUCAAUCGGUUAUUGACAUUAAUAAAAUAUUUUUGAAAUGUGUAAUUUUAUAGCAGAUUAAGUCGUAGAACCGAUGCAAUCGUUAGCAAUAAAUGCUCCGGGCUGCUGUUCGAAUAAAACGGUUUUCCCGUGACAUCCAUUCUUUUUAUUUACUUAAUAUAACGUUUCACGAUUCAACGAGGAGAUGAAGCGAUUUGAACACGGGCUGUUUAAACAUGCU
This is a messenger RNA of Puntigrus tetrazona (Sumatra barb), 2649 nucleotides long. Its product is annotated as tetratricopeptide repeat protein 39A. NCBI's taxonomy places the organism in Eukaryota, Metazoa, Chordata, Actinopteri, Cypriniformes, Cyprinidae. Bases 262 to 1959 code for a protein of 565 amino acids. The record is from RefSeq and is a predicted model, not a curated record. The transcript is spliced from 18 exons. Gene Ontology annotation, molecular function: protein binding.